UCCCUGUAUCCCCUGCCCAUUCGCCUGUGUUUUAUUGAAGAAACCGCGGCGUGGAGCGGUUGGCGUGAGGUGGAUUGAAGUUUAACGGUCCUGUACCGGCGGCUGGGUCGGGGAAAGGGAAAAAAAACUAUUAAUACGAAGAAGAAGUUUGGAGCUCGUACGUAAGGAUGAGACAGGCCUGGAUUCUCGCGCUAGUGUGCGCGCUCCUGGCGUUCGCUCACGUUAGAGCUGAAGAUGAAACGGUCGAGGAAGAUCUCGGGAAAAGCAGAGACGGAUCACGGACCGACGAUGAAGUUGUUAAAAGGGAGGAAGAAGCUAUCCAAUUGGAUGGACUGAAUCCUGCUCAAGUUAAAGAAAUCAGGGAAAAGGCUGAAAAAUUCAUGUUCCAAGCAGAAGUUAACAGAAUGAUGAAGCUGAUCAUUAAUUCACUGUAUAAAAAUAAAGAGAUAUUUCUCCGUGAACUGAUUUCUAAUGCUUCCGAUGCUCUGGACAAGAUCCGGUUGAUAUCCCUCACAAAUGAUACUGCACUACAUGCCACAGAAGAGAUGACCAUCAAGAUAAAGGCUGACAAAGAGAAGAACAUGUUGCAUGUCAUGGAUACAGGCAUUGGAAUGACCAAGGAUGAGCUGAUUAAAAACCUUGGGACAAUUGCAAAGUCUGGAACAAGUGAAUUCUUAAAUAAGCUGACAGAGGUGCAAAGUGAUGAUCAAUCUGCCUCUGAGUUAAUUGGCCAGUUUGGAGUUGGAUUCUACUCCGCUUUCUUGGUGGCAGAUAAGGUUAUUGUAACAUCAAAGCACAACAAUGGUACACAGCAUAUCUGGGAAUCUGACUCCAAUGAAUUCUCUAUCAUAGAGGACCCACGAGGAAAUACGUUGGGACGUGGUACUACUAUUUCAUUAGUCUUGAAGGAAGAGGCAUCUGACUACCUUGAACUGGACACCAUCAAAAAUCUUGUAAAGAAAUAUUCUCAAUUCAUCAACUUCCCCAUCUAUAUCUGGAGCAGCAAGACAGAAACUGUAGAAGAACCAAUGGAUGAGGAAGAAACAAAGGAAAAAGAAGAAACCGAUGAUGAGGCAGCAGUUGAAGAGGAAGAUGAAGAAAAGAAGGCUAAAACUAAGAAAGUUGAGAAAACAGUCUGGGAUUGGGAGCUGAUGAAUGACAUCAAACCAAUCUGGCAAAGACCAACUAAAGAAAUAGAAGAUGAAGAAUAUACAGCUUUUUACAAAACCUUCUCAAAGGAUUCUGAGGAACCAAUAGCUCAUAUCCACUUCACUGCUGAAGGAGAAGUCACAUUCAAGUCUAUCUUGUUUGUGCCUAAAACUGCACCCCGUGGUUUAUUUGAUGAAUACGGAUCAAAGAAAUCUGACUACAUUAAGUUAUUUGUUCGUAGAGUGUUUAUCACAGAUGACUUCCAUGACAUGAUGCCAAAGUAUUUGAAUUUCAUCAAGGGUGUAGUGGAUUCUGAUGAUCUACCUCUGAAUGUGUCACGUGAGACUUUGCAACAGCACAAAUUGUUGAAGGUCAUUAGAAAGAAGCUUGUACGCAAAACGCUAGAUAUGAUCAAGAAGAUUGCAGAAGAGAAGUAUGAAGAUGAAUUCUGGAAGGAAUUUGGAACUAAUAUUAAGCUGGGUGUAAUUGAGGAUCACUCAAAUAGAACACGUUUGGCCAAAUUACUACGUUUCCAGUCCUCUAACCAUGAAACUAAACGGACCAGUUUGGAGCAGUACUUGGAAAGGAUGAAGGAGAAGCAAGACAAGAUCUACUUCAUGGCUGGAUCAAGCAGAAAAGAGGUUGAAUCUUCUCCUUUUGUUGAACGACUACUGAAGAAGGGUUAUGAGGUUCUGUAUCUGACAGAACCUGUUGAUGAAUACUGUAUCCAAGCUUUGCCUGAAUUUGAUGGAAAGAGAUUCCAGAAUGUUGCAAAAGAAGGGCUGAAAUUUGAUGAAAGUGAAAAGGCUAAAGAGAAACAUGAGGCAAUGGAGAAGGAGUAUGAGCCACUCUUAACCUGGCUAAAGGACAAAGCACUAAAAGAUAAGAUUGAGAAGGCUGUACUGUCCCAGCGUCUAACAGAUUCUCCUAGUGCACUUGUGGCCAGCCAGUAUGGGUGGUCUGGUAACAUGGAAAGAAUAAUGAAGGCACAAGCCUACCAGACUGGAAAAGAUAUUUCAACAAAUUAUUAUUCUAGUCAAAAGAAGACAUUUGAAGUUAAUCCAAGACAUCCUUUGAUAAAGGAGAUGCUGAAACGAGUUAAGGAAAAUGAGGAGGAUCAGACUGCCACUGACCUUGCUAUGGUAUUAUUUGAGACUGCCACGUUACGCUCUGGUUACCAAUUACCAGACACCAAGGCCUAUGGCGAUAGAAUUGAAAGAAUGCUUCGCUUAAGCAUGAAUGUAGAUCUCAAUGAACAGGUUGAAGAGUAUGAAGAGAUAUCUGAAGAGGCUGAAGAACAAGAGGAGAAAGAAGAUAUUGCAGAUGAUGAUGAUGAUGAAACAGAGGAAAAACAGACUGAGGAAUCCACAGAUGUAAAAGAUGAAUUGUAAGGAAUUUGAAGACUGCAAUUUACACUGGGAAGGUGUAAUAUACUGAAAUGAGACCAUUUGAACAGGAUGAACAAACCAUUCACUAUCCCUAUUAAAGGUCUGGGAGGGCGAAAGUUUUGUAUGUUACUUGCAUUCCUUCAAGUGAAAUGACUGUAAAUUUGUAAUAUUUAAAAUGACUUUGUGAAACUUGUCAUGUAAACCAUAAAACUUUUCCAAAAACUU
Messenger RNA from Rhincodon typus (whale shark), 2762 nucleotides. RefSeq names its product heat shock protein 90, beta (grp94), member 1 (gene hsp90b1). Bases 168 to 2540 code for a protein of 790 amino acids. Gene Ontology annotation, molecular function: ATP hydrolysis activity; ATP-dependent protein folding chaperone; ATP binding. The transcript has 18 exons. Gene Ontology annotation, biological process: protein folding. Lineage: Eukaryota; Metazoa; Chordata; Chondrichthyes; Orectolobiformes; Rhincodontidae. The record is from RefSeq and is a predicted model, not a curated record.